Molecule: messenger RNA, 969 nt
Organism: Echinops telfairi (small Madagascar hedgehog)
Lineage: Eukaryota; Metazoa; Chordata; Mammalia; Afrosoricida; Tenrecidae
Product: olfactory receptor 4F21-like
Exons: 1
Coding region: 13-969 (318 amino acids)
Biological process (GO): G protein-coupled receptor signaling pathway
Cellular component (GO): membrane
Molecular function (GO): olfactory receptor activity; G protein-coupled receptor activity
Source: RefSeq, a predicted model, not a curated record
AUUGACAAAUCAAUGGAUGGGGCAAAUCAGUCUAUGGUGUCAGAGUUUGUGUUCCUGGGACUCUCCAAUUCUUGGGAGACCCAACUUGUCCUCUUUGUAUUCUCCUCCAUGUUUUACGUGGCAAGUAUGUUGGGAAACUCCUUCAUUGUCCUCACUGUGGCCUGGGACUCUCACUUACACUCUCCCAUGUACUUUCUGUUGGCUAAUCUCUCCUUCAUUGACCUGAGUGUUUCUUCUGUCAUUACCCCUAAAAUGAUUUAUGACAUUUUCAGAAAGCGCAAAGUGAUCUCCUUUGGAGGCUGCAUUGCUCAGAUCUUCUUCAUUCAUGUCAUUGGUGGUACAGAGAUGGUGCUGCUCAUAGCCAUGGCCUUUGACAGAUAUGUGGCCAUCUGUAAACCCCUCCACUAUCUAACUGUUAUGAGUCAAAAAAUGUGUAUUCUGCUGCUGGGUGCUUCCUGGGUAAUUGGUUUGAUCCACUCUGUGAUUCAAUUAGUUUUUGUUGUGAAGUUGCCAUUUUGUGGUCCUAAUGUGCUGGACAGCUUCUACUGUGACCUUCCUCGAUUUAUCAAACUGGCCUGUGUUGACACCUACAUACUGGAGUUCAUGGUCACAGCCAACAGUGGAUUUAUUUCUCUGGGAUCGUUCUUCAUACUGAUCAUCUCCUAUAUUUUUAUUUUGAUCACAGUUUGGAAACACUCCUCAAGUGGUUCAUCCAAGGCUCUGUCCACUUUAUUAACUCACAUCAUGGUGGUGAUUUUAUUCUUUGGCCCUUGCAUCUUUGCUUAUACCUGGCCUCAACCUACAUCACAACUAGACAAUUAUUUUGCCAUUUUUGAUGUAGUUCUUACUCCUUUUCUAAAUUCAGUAAUCUACACAUUCAGAAACAAAGACAUGAAGAUGGCAAUGAGGAGAAUAUGCAGUCAACUUUUUGUUUUCCGAAGGAUUUCUGAAAUAAUAAAAGUAUUAUGA